AUGAAAACCUCUCUCCGACGGUUGCGAGGUGCGCUUCACAAGCACGAUUCUAAAGACCGAAGAGAUCUUCGAGCUCUGGUUCAGAAUGACGAGCUAGCCCAGGCUUCGCAGGACGUGCAAGACAUGAGAGAUUGCUAUGAUAGCUUGCUCUCUGCUGCGGCUGCCACUGCGAAUAGUGCAUAUGAAUUUUCUGAAUCUUUGCGAGAACUAGGUGCUUGUCUUCUUGAGAAAACUGCUCUAAAUGAUGACGAAGAAAGUGGUAGAGUGUUACUUAUGCUGGGAAAAUUACAGUUUGAAAUACAAAAACUUGUUGAUAAAUAUAGGUCUCAUAUAUUCCAAACAAUCACAAUCCCCUCCGAAUCACUUCUUAAUGAACUCCGCAUAGUUGAGGAAAUGAUGCGGCUUUGUGAUGAGAAAAGGAAUAUUUAUGAAGGCAUGCGUACAAGACAGAGAGAGAAAGGGAAGUCGAAGGGUGGGAAAGGAGAAACUUUUUCGACGCAGCAAUUACAAGAAGCUCAAGAGGAAUAUGAUAAUGAGACAACUUUAUUUGUUUUUCGUCUAAAAUCCCUGAAACAAGGCCAAACACGAAGUCUUCUGACUCAGGCGGCAAGGCACCAUGCAGCACAGUUAUGCUUCUUCAAGAAGGCUCUUAAUUCCCUUGAAGAAGUCGAGCCACAUGUACAGAUGGUAACCGAGUCGCAGCAUAUUGAUUAUCAUUUUAGUGGAUUAGAAGAUGACGAUGAGGAAAUAGAAAACAAUGAAGAAGAUAGUUCUGAGGUGCAUGAUGAUGGAGAAUUGAGUUUUGAAUAUAGAGUGAAUGAAAAGGACCAAGAUGCGGAUUCUUCAACUGAUAGCUCCUCACAGUUUGGUCAGUCUGACAUCACAUUUCCACUGGUGCCACUACCAGAUAUUGCACAGGAAAAUGAGGAAGGAAACUAUAGGAAAUCUCAUUCGUUUAGGAGAGAUUUUAGACCAGGGAGCCAAUCAGCACCACUUUUUCCUGAGAACCACACAACUCCGACUUCAGAGAAACUGUUACGGAUGCGAUCAUCUUUGACACGGAAAUUUAACACUUAUGUAUUGCCAACACCUGUGGGAACAACAAGAAGUCCCACAUCGAUUACAAGUCCGGGUAACAAAAACAUAGCUUCCUCUCAUCCUGCAAAGGCAAUUACCAGAAAGAUUUGGUACUCAUCCCCACUGGAAACUCCCGGACCGGCAAAGGUUUCUUCUAGAUCAAUUGUAGCCUUGAAAGGACAAGUCCUGAGAGAGAGUAACAAGAAUACGUCUUCUCGGUUGCCUCCGCCUUUAGCAGAUGGACUCUUGUACUCACGUCUGGGGACACUCAAGAGGCGAUCCUUUUCUGGUCCACUAACAAGUAAACCAUUACCUAACAAGCCUCUCUCUUCAACACCUCGCUUAUACUCGGGUCCAAUCUCAAGGAAUCCAGUUUCCAAGUUACCAAAAGUGUCAUCGUCUCCAACAGCUUCUCCUACUUUUGUAUCAACCCCAAAAAUAAGCGAGCUCCAUGAGCUUCCUAGACCACCACCAAGUAGCUCUAUUCAGUCCUCCAGAGCAUUUGGAUAUUCAGCUCCUUUGGUUUCAAAGAGCCAAUUGCUUAGUAAACCUCUGAUAUCAAAUUCAGCGUCUCCUUUACCGAUACCACCUGCAAUCACUCGUAGCUUCUCAAUACCUACUAGCAACCUUAGAGCUGCAGAAUUAGAUAUGUCAAAGACUAGCCUGGGUACUCAAAAAUUGGGCAGUGCGUCGCCUCCUUUAACCCCAAUGUCAUUGGUCCAUCCACCAUCUGUUCUUCCUGAGCAUGCAGACCACCAAACAAUCUCCAAACAGGAGAUACUGCCGAAAGUGAGAUGA
Arabis nemorensis is the source of this 1875-nucleotide messenger RNA. NCBI's taxonomy places the organism in Eukaryota, Viridiplantae, Streptophyta, Magnoliopsida, Brassicales, Brassicaceae. The record is from the annotation of a GenBank genome assembly.